AUGCAGCAUUCGAAACUUACACGGUUUUGCAAACAGCGCUGUCCCGCCGGGACUUUCCAUGCUGACGGCGCUACCGUAUGCACGAAAUGCCAGAGGGGAGAGUACCAAGAUGGAACAGGGCAGGACGGCUGUAAUAAAUGCCCGGCCCAUUUGACUACAGCCCGCGAAGGGACGAGCCUCGAAAAGAAUUGUAUACCCCGCUGUCCGAAGGGCCAUUUCUACGAUGCAGAGGCCCGGAUUUGCGAGAUGUGCGGAUUGCGAGGGUACCAGAAUGGCGAAGGCUCAGAUUCAUGCCAGCCCUGCCCCGAGGGCUACGUGCCGCUAUAUAAAAAUUCGACCUCAAUUGACCAUUGCUUGGAAAACUGCCCGCCAGGCUCUGAGCGAGGCGAAGACCAGAACUGCCGAAAAUGCCCGAUUGGCUCGUUUAAGUCGCCAGCCGAGCCGAUGUGCAUGCAUUGCCCGAAGGGCACAACUACGCCGCACGCGGGCGCUACCGUUCUCCAGGACUGCCGCAUUGAAAUAUGCAAAUCCGGCCAAUAUCUCGACUUGGAAACAGGAAAGUGCUUGGAAUGCGGGCUGGGCGAAUACUCGGAUAUUGAUGAUGCUAGAAGCUGCAAAAAAUGCCCAGAUGGUUCAACGACUUAUAAGAAAGGCUCCAACUCGGCCUCGAAUUGCUUGUCAACAAAUCAAUGCGUUUCGGGGGCACACAAAUGCCAUUGGUUGGCCGUCUGCAUCGAUUUGCCUGAUGAGGAGGGGACCGCCAGGUACGCCUGCAAAUGUCGCCCGGGUUUUAUCGGAAAUGGCUUCAAUUGCGCUGACGCCUGCCACGGCCUUUGCGAGAACGACGCGGAGUGCCUAAAGACGAGCGAUGGGCGCACGAAAUGCUUGUGUCGGGCCGGAUAUAUUGGAAAGCGUUGCGAGAAGCACCUAUUUACGCUA
Messenger RNA from Mesorhabditis spiculigera, 939 nucleotides. The record is from the annotation of a GenBank genome assembly. NCBI's taxonomy places the organism in Eukaryota, Metazoa, Nematoda, Chromadorea, Rhabditida, Rhabditidae.